UACUGCCAUUUUUUGUGUGCAAAUCGUGUUGUGUUGAGUUUUUCAAUCUUUAUCAAUAAUAAUUAGAUAGCUUAUCAAUAUAUAUUACAUUCAUAAGAACGUUUGACUGAGUCGGAGAAAUCUUCGCUCCACGCUUUUGCUGAUAUCGCUUGGAACUUUACUUCUGUUUAUAUUAGCUGUGUUCGACUUCGCACGUACGGAUUGUGAUUUACAGUAUUUUUAGUGCUCAAAUAAUUGAACUAAUUAGUCUACUGGACUUUGGAUACAGUUCUUAUGAUGUCCGUGUUGAAUAACUUUAGUGUUUCGAUAUGUAGAGGUGUGAAACGGCUUCAAAGCACAGAGCUCGGUGAGCGGCUCGCCGAGCGGCUGGCGCGGCGUGGCAGCACUCGGUCGCAGGCGCAGGUUGAGCCCACGCCGCGGCUGAAAAUGGACAAGUGCCUCAUCGUGUCCAAGGUCACCAGAUAUGAGUAUGAGAAACACGCCCACGACGACAUAUCUGAUGGAGAACUAGAAAAGGUCCUCCGGAAGCGAGGGUCUGACUACGAGACCAUGUUAGACAACCACAGACAACAGAAGGCCUUCGAGCAGGGCGUCGCGCGGAGCCUCAAGUGCUUCGGCAUCAAGGUCGAGAUGGCUAGCAGGUUAACAUACAACGAAGACUUAAUAAAGUGGUGCGACGUGGUGGUUCCAUGUGGAGGUGAUGGUACCUUCCUUCUAGCUGCUUCUAGAGUCAGAGAUGCUAACAAACCGGUGAUAGGGUUCAACAGUUCCCCACACAAGUCCGUCGGCCGGCUGUGUCUACCUACAUGGUGCUCCAAUGACGUCAAGGGUGCUCUGCAGGCGCUGAGAGAGGGCAGGUUCAGAUGGAUGCGAAGGUCCAGGAUACGCACCACCAUCACCUGCGAGCACAAGCUCGUCGACACCAUCACCCCGGUUGAUCUGCACACCAUGCAUAUACCCAGGUACGUUCACAUGUCGCGUCCCGCCGACAGCCCGGAGGUCGCGCGGCCGCCGAGCGGCGUGCGCUGCGCCGACGAGCCGCUCACCACCAAAGUAUUACCCUUCCUGGCUCUCAAUGAAGUAUUCAUAGGAGAGAGCGUGACCUCUAGAGUAUCGAUGCUGCGUCUUCAGAUAGAUAACGGCCGAUGGACGCACACCAAGAGCUCAGGACUUUGUGUCACCACCGGCACUGGCAGCACCUCGUGGCAUUUCAGUAUUAACUGUCUGCGCACGCAUUCAGUGUUGGAGCUGAUGCGGAUCCUGGGUGAGGAGUUUGAUGUGAAGGUGGAUGCGUCACUGGAGAAGGCCCGACAGGUCGCUGAGAACUAUAAUCAGAAGCUCAUGUUUGCCGCAGACUCCCAGCACCUAGCGUACUCGGUGCGCGAGUACAUCACGUUCGAGGACUGGCCCACGCCGCGCGGCCUGCGCGUCCGCGACCGCGCGCGCUCCGUCGCCGUCAAGUCGCAUUGCAUCGACGCUGGGCUAGUGAUAGACGGUAGCGUAUCAUAUCCCUUCAACGACGGCUGCGAGGCUCAUCUAGAGAUACAUCCUGAAGACUCCCUGAUGACCGUGCAAAUGGAUGACGCGCUGCCCCACUGAUGAUUAUAGACGACGAAGGUGGUAAGUGAUGGUGAUGAUAACGGAUGGUGAUGAUAACUGAUGGUGAUGAUAACUAAUGAUGAUGAUAACUGAUGGUGAUAAGUGAUGAUGAAAAUGAAGGUUUUGGUGAUGAAGAUUUGUAUCUAUCAUUGAUAAUGGAAUGUAAGAAAUAACAACUACUGAUCUUGCUUCAGACGUUGCAAGAUGAAUUCACCGUUCGGAAGACAUGUUCAGCCGUUGGUCCCGGUUACUACUUACUGAUGUAAGGUAGUAAUCGUUACAUGAGCCAUGUCAGGGGGCUUUGGCGGCUCAGUAGUAACCCUGACAGGGUUGAUGAGGUUGGUUAUCCACCUCACAACCAAUAGAAGAAGAACAGUAAGUGAUAAAUACCGACGGUCCUUACGAUCCGAUACCGCUCAAGUUGUCAUGUAGCUUUAGUUUAAAAAAAAUGUAUUGAACGAGAUUAAUUGAAAAAGAUAUUUUAGCGUUUAUAAUCUUGAAUCUGUGAUGAUAUGGCGCUUAUAACGUAAUUAAUUAUUGAUUACAAAAUGUUAAAAGGCAUACAAGCAUCACGCCUGAAUCCCCGAAGGAGCAAAGGUGUAUAGUAUAUACACCCACUCCACGCCAGCUAUGUUUAAGCCCCAUGUAAUAGGAAGCGAGCUUUUGCCAUUAACCGGACACGAAUUCUGGAAACCACGUGAUAUCAAUUAUCUAUGACCUAAACAUGAAUUCAGUGUUUUAGAGCCCGAGAUAGGAUUCGAACCCGUGACAUGUUGAAAGGAUUAGAAAUUAUCUAGCAAUGUUGAUAUAGGAUAAGACUGAAUGCGUCAUUGUUAUUUUUAACUGCAAGUUUGUCAGAAUAAUAGAUAGGUACACAUUGGCCCCGAUUCCUGCAGACAUCUCUUAAUUUUAUUUUAAGUUAUACCUGUCAUUUUCUUAUCCGCCGAAAAGGAAAGGGACGGAUGAUUGACAGCUCUUAAUUUUAGGAAGAAUGAGUAAAUAAAUGAAUAACCCGGGCGAAUUUUUAGACGGUUGUUUUAGAUUUGUGCUUAAAAUUGACGUGUGUUCCAUAAAUUUUAUGCUUGUCGAUUACCCGUCCCUUUCCUUUUCGGCGGAUAAGAAAGUGACAGAUAUAACUUAAAAUAAAAUUAGAUGGUGUUUACAGGAAUUAGCACCAUUGUUUGUUGAAUAUUCCGAUAUAAUAACACUAUCGCGAAUGUUUAACUUCAUGCGAUCAUUUACCACAAAACACCACUUCGUAUUAAUUUAUUUAGAUUAUCAAUGAAAAAAGCAGCCAUGUCGUUCACGUUCCCGCCAAAAAACGCCUGUCAAAUUGCUUUUUUGUUUGCCCAUUCGGACAGGCAAAGGGAACUUAGCUCAUACAGCCUAGUCUAUGGUUGAAAUAUUGACCUGUAAUUUUUUGCCCUGUCAAAUUGCUUUAAGUAUUUAGGUACUUACGUUGUACUAUUUCUCCGUUAUCAAUAUU
Messenger RNA from Pectinophora gossypiella (pink bollworm), 3085 nucleotides. RefSeq names its product NAD kinase 2, mitochondrial (gene Nadk2). NCBI's taxonomy places the organism in Eukaryota, Metazoa, Arthropoda, Insecta, Lepidoptera, Gelechiidae. Gene Ontology annotation, molecular function: NAD+ kinase activity. Gene Ontology annotation, cellular component: mitochondrion. Gene Ontology annotation, biological process: NADP+ biosynthetic process; NAD+ metabolic process. The transcript is spliced from 11 exons. The record is from RefSeq and is a predicted model, not a curated record. Bases 274 to 1599 code for a protein of 441 amino acids.